Chara braunii is the source of this 1039-nucleotide messenger RNA. The record is from the annotation of a GenBank genome assembly. NCBI's taxonomy places the organism in Eukaryota, Viridiplantae, Streptophyta, Charophyceae, Charales, Characeae.
CUCCCCGCGCUUCUCCCUCCCACUGCUCCUCUCAACUUCCAAGCUAUUCCCCCUGUCCCGUACUAAAUGCCUCCCUUCUUCUCCUACACCACUCUCCCCUACCAACUCACGGAGGGCCCAUAUCCCAUGCGCGAGUUCUCGGAGUAUUUGGUGGAGCUAACUGACGUGGAGCUGCUGCCCUUCGCCGACGAAGACGCGUGGGGGUUGCACCGUGCGCUGUACAAGUCGGUGGCGCUGGGGAUGUUCCGGUUCUUCGUGGAUCACGAAGACCACUGCAUCGGGGAGCACUUUGUCGUCUACUACGUCAUCACACGGCCCAAGCCAGCGAAGAAGGAAGGGACGGUGGCGCUGUACCCCUUCGCCCAGCUCCAGACGAUCGAUCCGGGAUUGUUGGAGCUCAUACACCUUGAGCUCCUCUCCAUUGCGCAAGUGAUCGCGAGCGAGGACGAGGAGAUCCAACCGCGAUUGCGGACGGCGACGGCCCCGCGGAGGACGUACAACGCGGUCAUCAUCCCGGAUUUCAUUGCGCAGCGGGCGGAGAGGUUGGCGGACUUCCCGGAGGAAAGGCAGCGGGCGGAGAGGUUGGAGGACUUCCCGGAGGAAAGGCCUUUGUGGCCUCCACCAAAGGCCCCUGAGAAGACGCCGAAGAGGAAGAGACGCCACCCGUUGCCAGGAGCGCAAGGCAGCAGGAUCGGCGGCGGCGAGGAAGUGAUUCAGCCCUCGUGUGUGGCGACGCUUGUUAAGGAGAUAGUCGUGCCAUCGCCACCCUUUCCACUUGUGCCUGAUCUCAAUCUUGAUGGAGCCGGGCCAUCAUCAUCAGCAGCAGCCGGAGGAGGAAGCCGAAUGGGAUUUCCGGAUCCCAUAUCCAAACCCCCCGUCCUCACGGGACCUCUCCGUUCCCGCCAGCCACCCUGGGGUGCCCCGGUCAUUGACAUUAGUAGUUCCUCCGAGCCGGACGGUCCAUCCGACAGAGGUGGACUUCAUGGUGGAGCCCGCCACCAUUAGGCUCGAGGCCAUCGCGGGGGCGCCGCACCCUGAU